AUGCCAAAAAACCCAGCCGUCAAACGUGCACGAGAGGAAGAGGGUCAUCAUGACAAUUCCUCUUCGGAAGAAGAUGACAGUUUUCAAGAUAAUGAAGCAUCUUCUUCUUGUAAAUCCGCUCUAUAUCCAUCAUUUAAUCAAUACAUGCAAAGUAUAUUUGAAUUAGGAUGUGAUGACAUGAAAGCAGAUAACAAAGAGAGUAUGAGCUUGUUUUCGCCCGUGGAUCUUUCUGACGUCAUUGUUCGAACUAGUACCAAAGAUUUUCAUUUGCAUCGAUUGAUGUUAUAUCGAUCGAGUUUUUUCCGAACAUUAUUGAAUUCAGAGCAUUGGAACCAACAUGCUGAAAUGGAGAAUGGUAAAAUGGUUGCAGAUUUGAGACAAGUCGAGAAGAACAUUAACACUGCGAAUGGUGAAACGAUCAGUGAAGAGAUAUUUUGUGAUGUUUUUAGAUAUCUUUACACAGAUUCCGUAUAUUGUUAUAUUCCAUGUCGUCUAAAAGAGUCCAAGGAAGAUCAAGAGAAAAGCAUUAAUAGCAUUUUGGAUCAAGUUCAUUUGGCUCGAUAUUUUGAUUUAAAACAAAUGGAAGAACAAAUUUUGUCAAAAUUAACUGGAACAUUUAAAUUAUACAUUCCAUUCCAAUUAGAGAUACCUAUAUCAGAGAGUGCUAUCAUUGAUUUUGCAUUUGAAUUAUGUAAACGCCACAAUAACGAAGAUUUAUCAGCUGUGACCAUGAAUUUUGUCGAGUUCAUUGCAAAACAGAAGAUCAUUCCAUUACAACAGAAACUUGUACUUGUGAAACGUCACAUUGAAAGUAUACAUGGGCGUGUAAAAACUUUCAAUGCCAAAAUUCUACAACCCUAUGCAAACACAAUUGAGUAUAUUAAGGCUGACUACAACACAAUCAUGAGCGAUGUUACAGAUGAAUCGUUACAUCCCUUACUCGUUGCUAUGGGAAUUCCUAACAAUGAGACCAAACAAAAAUUCAGGUUUUGCCAAGCCAUUGAAGGAAGUUUAUAUGCAAGUGAUGGCGAAGGAGAAGAAUUUUCUCUGUUCAAUGAACAGCUUUCACUUAUUUCUGAAUGUGGAGAACGAAGUUCUGCGUAUUGGUGGACCUUUUCACUCGAGUCUUCCCUUCCGUUCCAAGUGAAAGGUACAUGUUACAUUAAAUAUUCAAUCGGAGAUGAGAAUAAUACAGAGCAGCAUACCAUUCCAUUGAAUGAGCCGUUUACCUUGCAUGCAGCACAAUUUGAUAGUGGAGGUUGUUAUUUUACUGCACUGUUUGAUUUAAUGAAAGAUGAUGACGAUACAACAACCUCCAGAUUAAUGAAAGAUGAUGACGAUACAAAAGAAUGA
This is a messenger RNA of Naegleria lovaniensis, 1353 nucleotides long. RefSeq lists its product as uncharacterized. Gene Ontology annotation, molecular function: protein binding. The transcript has a single exon. The record is from RefSeq and is a predicted model, not a curated record. Bases 1 to 1353 code for a protein of 450 amino acids. Lineage: Eukaryota; Heterolobosea; Eutetramitea; Acrasida; Naegleriidae.